Molecule: messenger RNA, 1454 nt
Organism: Paralichthys olivaceus (Japanese flounder)
Lineage: Eukaryota; Metazoa; Chordata; Actinopteri; Pleuronectiformes; Paralichthyidae
Source: RefSeq, a predicted model, not a curated record
AGUCACUGUGUGUUCCAGAGAGACUCCUGAACUCCUGCUGCUCUGUCUUAAACAAUGGCAUCAUCAGCCCCUCUGUCCAAGGCCAACACCAGCUUCUGUCUGGAUCUGUUCAAACAGCUGAGUGACAACGACAAGACAGCAAAUCUCUUCUUCUCACCUUUUAGCAUCUCCUCAGCCCUGGCUAUGGUGAUGCUGGGGGCCAGAGGCAACACACAGACACAGAUGUUAGAGGUCCUCGGGUUGUGUGAGGCAAAGAAGCUGCAGCCUGAAGAAGCACAGCAGCAACAGCAGCAACAGCAACAACAGCAGCAACAGCGACAACAGCAGCAGUGUCUGAAGACCCAGUGCUCCCAGGACGAUGUCCACGCUUCCUUCAAUGAACUACUGAAAGCACUGAACAAGGCGGAGGCUAAGUACUCCCUCAGUGUUGCCAACAGACUGUACGGGGAUCAGUCCUACCAGUUUGUAGAGUAUUUCUUAGAACAAACCAGGAAGUACUACAAUGCAGAGUUAGAGUCUGUUGACUUUAAAAUCAAUCAUGAGGCUGCAAGGCUGAAGAUCAACGACUGGGUGGAGAAAACCACACAAGGUAAAAUUCAGGAUGUGCUGGCCCAGGGUGUAGUGGACAACAUGACCAGUAUGGUGCUGGUAAAUGCCAUCUACUUUAAGGGCAACUGGGACAAGCCGUUCCAGGAGAAUGACACUGAAGAUGCUCAGUUCAGACUCAAUAAGAAUGAGACUAAGCCAGUGAAGAUGAUGCACCAGAAUGAUGAUUUCCCUUUGGGCUUGAUUGCUGAGAUCUCCUGCCAGGUCCUGGAGAUGCCUUACAAAGGGAAGGAGCUCAGCAUGUUCAUCUUUCUCCCCAUGGAUAUAGACGACAGUUCAACUGGUCUGGAGAAGCUGGAGAAGGAGCUGACCUAUGAGAAGUUUGUGGAGUGGACAUGUCCAGACAGGUUGACUCGCUCUGAUGUGAAGGUGGGCCUGCCUCGGUUCAAGAUGGAGGAGAGUUAUGACAUGAAUGAUGUCUUGGUCAGCAUGGGCAUGGUGGAUGGCUUUGAUCCAAAUAUGUGUGACUUCUCAGGCAUGUCUCCUUCCAACGACCUGGUGCUAUCAAGCGUUGUCCACAAGGCUUUUGUGGAUGUCAAUGAGGUGGGUACCGAGGCUGCGGCAGCCACUGCUGCUAUCAUGAUGCUGACCUGUGUACUAAGGCCUAGAGGCACCUUCAUUGCAGACCAUCCCUUCCUCUUCUUCAUCCGACAUAACCCAUCCAAGUCUGUUUUGUUUGCUGGCCGCUACAGCUCCCCUGAGUGAGCACUACAUUGCUGAGAAAAAUACAUUGUGAUCAUGUUAAGUGCAGGUAUAUGUAAUUGCACUACACAUAUAAAAUAAAUACUAAAAAGAACAAGAGUUUACAUGCAGUUUUAAACUAAGACCUGGUCAUUUUUGUCUUUUGC